AUGGAGCAAAUCGGCAAGAGGAGACCGGGGUCCGAUGUCAUCCCAACUCCGAUAUGGGUCAUGGUCGUUCGGAUAUUCCAGGUCGUUUUAUCCUUUGUUGUGCUCGGAUGCUGCGGCGCGUUCGUGCACUGGCUCUACUCCGACCAGCUUGGAUUCGCCAUCAUCUGUUCCCUCUUCACUUGGAUCAUAUCCAUCUACAACAUCAUCGCUGAGAAGGUCCCCGCCUGUCGCAGGGCAUACAAUGUGUACGCAACGCUGGCUCUCGAUGUUCUUAUGAUCAUCUUCUGGCUGGCCUCCCUGGGUGCACUGGCAGCGUACCGAGCAACCUUCAACACGCCCGUCAACGCCUCCUGCUCAAGCAACGGCAGCCUGGUAGACAGUGGCGAGUGCGUCAUCUCCAAGCGCGCGCGAGGCGGCACCUCUGUGGCAACCAAAGGUGCACUCAACCUUGUCAGCGGAGCUGCUGGUGUUUCCGCGCUCAUCAUGCUCCUCUACAUUGUAUCCUUUGCCUACGUGUGCCACUUCUGGAGGAUCUCUCGGGCGAGGGGCGCUUCGGGCGACUCGGAGAAGUUCAAUGGCGAGAUGGCCAGCGGCAUCCCACCCCAGCAGGUGUCCGCUCAGCAGUCACAGUCGCUUCUGAACCAGCCCUCCGGGUACCAGGCCGACGCACAUGGCUAUGCCCAGUCUCACCAGGCCCCCGGGCAAUAUCACUCGCCCCAGGAUCUCUAUACUCAGCAAACUCAAUACUCUCAGCAUGGCACAACACCGUACGAUCCUUACAGCAACCAGAAGAUUGAUACCCACUACUCGGGGGCGUCAGCGGGGUACGGCGGCCACGACGUGAGCAAUCAACACCAGCCUGUGGCGUACAGCACGCCUACUCCAGGGCAAAUGUAUCAGCCACCACCCCAGUGA
Molecule: messenger RNA, 915 nt
Organism: Microdochium trichocladiopsis
Lineage: Eukaryota; Fungi; Ascomycota; Sordariomycetes; Xylariales; Microdochiaceae
Exons: 2
Coding region: 1-915 (304 amino acids)
Cellular component (GO): membrane
Source: RefSeq, a predicted model, not a curated record